Naegleria fowleri is the source of this 3396-nucleotide messenger RNA. RefSeq lists its product as uncharacterized. Lineage: Eukaryota; Heterolobosea; Eutetramitea; Acrasida; Naegleriidae. Bases 1 to 3396 code for a protein of 1131 amino acids. Gene Ontology annotation, molecular function: catalytic activity. The transcript is spliced from 2 exons. The record is from RefSeq and is a predicted model, not a curated record.
AUGCCCAGCAAGAUCGGUAAAACAAGACCCAACCAUGGAUCCAAUCAUGGACCCAAGCACUCUAGCUCACUUCAAUCAUUAAACGACUACAUUGCUUCUGCUAGUUCAUCUGUAGAUAAUGAGCCCAAUUUGACAAAUAAUCUCAACCCUACUCACAAUUGCUCUACUAGUGUUGACACUAGAUUGUACCCAACUAUUGAUCCAAUAGCUGAUGAAGAAUUGGCCGCUAAAACUAAUAGUAUGAGCAUGAGUAACCAAGACAACAUUGAAUUGUUGGAUAAUGAGCUGACUAAUAACCUCAACAUACAAGACAUGUCAGUUGAUGAAAUUGUUGGUAAAACUUUUCUCAAACACAAUAAUGCUAAACUAGAUACAAACAGAACUCUUCUUGACACUGAUCAGAUUUUAGAAAUUGUAUCUGUUAUUGCUAGCCCACACAACCCUAUGACCUUAAAUUUCCAACAUGUUGUAAAAGCCACUCUCAGAAUACUCUCUGAUGACAUUAAAUACGAAAUCACCACAGAAAGAAAGGCUUUUAAAAACCAUAAAGACAGAAAACAUGUUUGGGAGUUAUGGAAGGAAAGAAUGAAGAAUAUUAACAAACUAUUAUCUGAGAACAAGAAAAGUAGUAAUGUCCAACAAGACAAUGAAGAAUUCAACAUCAAUGACAUAGCAGUGAAGGAAAUCACUCCUCCCAGAUAUAUUGCUGUUAGAUAUAGCAAAAUAUUUGAAGAGAAUGAGGUAAUUGAAUUAAUUAAGGACAAACUUAGUGGCAAAUAUGUCACCAUCAAUCCGAUUAUUAAGCUCAAUAAUACCAUAAUUGUCACUAUUGAAGAUUGCGCUCAAGUAGAACAGGCAGUUGAAACAUUACGUACAAAAUUUAAAGAAGUCAAUAUCACUUCAUCAUGUGAAAACGACACCAACAAAAUUAUACGUGUCCAUAAUAUUCCAAUAGGAGAACUAUGGAAAACUACAGUCAAGGCAGAUUGGAGGAAUGCUAUUGAAAGCGAUACUGGUGAACCCAUUGUUGAAAUUGCUACAGCUAGAAUUGGUAAAGAAAUGGCAGCAGUGAUCACUGUCAAAAGUAUGAAAGCCAGAAAUAAUCUAUGUAAGGCAAAAACAUAUGAUAUCACUAUUCCUAGAACAGAGGAAACAGUCACUAUGAAAAUCGACAUACCAUUCAACUAUGCAAUGGAUGUACAAUACUCUGACAUCAUUGGUAGAUGGCCUGAAAGAAAUGAUUUGAUUAGAGCUAGAAUACAAACGGAAUCCUCUCUUGCCAGAAAAUACAAUAAUGACCAACCUGUAUCCAUACUUAUCAUCAAUCAAGAGAAGAGAAUAUGUUUGAUUAGACUCAACAAUCUAUCUAAUGCCAUCAGAUUGGUAAACCAUGCUGCAUAUGGAAUGAAUGAAUGGACAUUGGAUUUUGCUCUCAAUUAUCCAAUGCUAGAAGAUUUCCUGGAAAAGAAACCUGAUACAGUUCACAAAAUUUCACAAAAUUUAGGCAGAUCUUCUAAAAUUGCAGCGAAAGACGUUUCCUUUACUCUUGAAAAAGUGCAACAAGAUCACCUAAAAGAAAUCAAGAGAAUUGAAGCUUCUAUGGAUAAAAGAAUUGCAGAACUUGAGGCAAGACAGAAUCAGAAAUUGGCUAUGGGAUUUAAGGAAAUGGCUAAUAUUAUCAGAGCAAAUAAUGAAGAAUUAAUGAUUACCAAUAGAAUUGCUACUCUAACAUUUCUGUCUGGUUGUACAAAAGAUAAUACCAAGAGGAAGAUAUAUCAAGAGGAAAUUGAUGAGUGUCACAAAAAGCUAAAACUACUUGAUUCACUUCAAGCAGAACCAUUAUCAGCCCUAAGAGGCUACCUCAACUCAAUCACUCCUGAUAUAAUCAUGCUCCAGGAAGUUAAAAGCGUCUACAUUGGUCCAGAUUUUCCCUCUAUAUAUUAUUCUUCAUUUACAUAUUAUCACAAUCCAAGAGAUUCCUGUGGUGUAUCUAUUUGCCUCAACAAAAGCACUUUCAAAGAUAUUGAAGAAAUCAUCUUAGAUCCGAUCAUUAAGAAUAACGCGCGAAUUAUUGGCGUGAAAUGUAAAAUCAAUUCAAUUAAUACUCUAGUAAUUUCUGCGUACUUUCCAAAUCAACCAGCUGACAGAUGUGAAUUCACAUAUAUUCUUGACAACCUAAUUGAAAAAUAUCCUAACUACAAAAUCAUUAUUGGAGGUGAUUACAAUGCGAUUUUAUCCGAGAAUCACUCCUCAAACGAAUCUAGAAGAACUGAUCAAAACAUACUAGAUCUUAUUAACAAGAGAAAUCUUAAUUACUAUCCUUUCCCUCAUUUAUCAUGGCACCUUCAUUAUACUAUUAACAAACAAUCCAAGUCUAUAAUAGAUUACAUAUCCACAGAUUUUCCAAUUGCAUCUGGAGAAGUACUGAAUGCCAACUUCAUAUCAGAUCACAAAAUGGUUAAAAUUCUACUUGACCUCUCAUGUCAACGAACACCUUUGUUAAUUCGGAAGAAGCGUAACUUUCAAGAUCCCAAAAAUAAGAAAGAAGUGCUGGCCAUUAGCAAAGAAUGUGUAUCUCAAGUUAAGAAUUUAGAAUCUGAUAACGACAAAUGGCUUUUCAUUUGUGAUAAACUAGGCGACAAAUUUGUGGAGGUCAAUCCACCUAAACUUGAUCCUAAAAUCUACAAAUAUAAUAAGCAAUAUAAGAAGCUCAUGUUAAUACUUGAUAGAAAUGAGCACGGAUAUCCUUGUGACAAACUUUUGACCACUAUUGGUAAAACUUUAGAACAGGUUCCAAAAUGUCUUGCAAGUGUCAAAGAGAAAAUCAAGAACCAUAUCAAAUGGAGCCAUGAUAAGGCUUUGAACAGAAAGAUGAAAUGGUGGGAACAAAACUAUGCAACCAACUCUAAACAUCUGAGAAAGAAAAUUUACAAAACGUCAUCACCACCAUACAAAUUAUCUAUCGAAGGAACUGAAAUUAGUGACCCCAAUGAAGUUGCCAAUGUGAUCAAGGACAAAUAUCAACAAAACCUCAACUUUAGAGGAAGAAAUCAUCAAAUUGACAUUACCAAGUUUUUCAAGUACAAACAUCCAUUAAUUGAUAAUUGCAAUGACAAAAUACUCGGUAGAAUUACCACGGAAGAGAAAGAAUGGAUAAUUCAGAAUUUGAAAUCCACAGCACCCAAUGAACUAGGUUUAAGACAAAAACUAUCAAAUACAUGUGUAAGGAAUUACAGGAGGAAAUUUUUCAAAUUAUUGAAAAUAUCAUCACAACUGGAUUUACUCCUGAAUCUAUGCAAAGUGUCAGCAUUCUCCCAAUUCACAAAAAGAAUAAGGACCACUCAAACCCUGCUAACUAUAGACCUAUUGCCCUUAUGGACUCAGGACUUAAAAUAG